This is a messenger RNA of Austrofundulus limnaeus, 4257 nucleotides long. RefSeq names its product bromodomain and WD repeat domain containing 1 (gene brwd1). The record is from RefSeq and is a predicted model, not a curated record. Gene Ontology annotation, biological process: cytoskeleton organization; regulation of cell shape; regulation of transcription by RNA polymerase II. Gene Ontology annotation, cellular component: nucleus. Gene Ontology annotation, molecular function: protein binding. NCBI's taxonomy places the organism in Eukaryota, Metazoa, Chordata, Actinopteri, Cyprinodontiformes, Rivulidae.
UCCACCCCCUGAUUUCUCUCUCACUUCUCUAUAGUUUCACUUGAUUGGCCAAGUACUUAAAGAUGCAAAGAAUGGCUGCAUUGCAUCUAAAUGUAAUAAUUUAUGGUUUAAUAUUGACAAGGUUAUGUGUACUUUUAUAGAUACUUUGCAAGCUGCAAUAAUGAACAUGUUGAAAAGAAUUUUCUGCCAAACUAUGAUAUGCUAGGAUUUUAUGAUAGACUAACACUUAAGUUUUCACAAGUAAAUAUCUAAAAAAACGAAAAUGGAUCAUUUGUACUCGGCCGCCUUUACUCUGAUAUCCCUAACUAAAAUCUAUCUAGGUGCCUUCAAAAGUCGCCUGUGUAUAAUUUAAGCUCACUACAGAGACAGCGGUUCUGUGAAGGCCUCAAAUGAGAGAGAACACUAGUGAUCAAGUCGAAUCAUGAAGACCAAGGAAUGCACCAGACAAGCUGGGGAUAAAGUUUCCAAGUUUUAAAUCAGUUACGUUACAAAACGAUAUCCCAAGUUUCAUUAUUUCACCAUAUACUGAUCAAACCAUUAUUCAAAACUGGACACCUACUGAUGCUUUACUUGAGAGCUGUUUAUAACCUUGAGACAAAAAAUAUGAACCAAAACAAGUCCAUAAAUACAGAUGCCUCUGUGCAAACAUCUAAAACUAUGGUUCACRUUUGAACAGAUGUAACUCAAGUGCAGACAAACCUCUGCUUAUGGCUGUUGGAGGCUUUUUUUUUAACAUCAAGUGUAUUACAGUUUUUAUUCCUGAGGCAAAAAAUAAACCUUAGUGCACUUGAAAUAUUUCCAUUUUAAUUUUUUUAAACCUCACAACAAAUUUGUGUUGUACUGUUUGUUGAUCUGCUUCAUAUGUAGUCCGUAUAUACAACAAACUUUAAAUGUAAGCUUAAUUUUACAUCAGUUGAGUUCAGAUAGUUAUUUCUGUGGAAGUAGUUUGAGAUUAAAAACUGCAGAAUUAAGUCCAUUUAGGUAUUAUUAAAACAAAGCUGUAGGAAUAUUUUUCGAUUAAUGGCAUAUUUGUGCUCUAUGUUGUAAAAUCACUGAUCUGACAGUUUUAAACUGCAUAAUUAAAUCUAUAAUUAAGAAUAACAUAAGCUAACAACAAUGACGUCAGAUGCAAAGCUCACGACCUUGUUGAAAACAAGGUGGGGGGAUGGGGGAGUAUCAUUACAGCAUUGUGUGUAUUUUUGUUUUCAUAGCCUAGUCUAAAUUAAAAAGAAAAGGCUGAAUGUGUCUCAUUUUACGUUUAAGUAGCAUGGUUGUUGCUAGCCUUCAAGCUAACUUCUACGUGUGUCUUUUGUUUGCUUGAACCGCUCCUCCUCCCUGCCCCCCUUUUCCUGUGUUCCUCCGCGGUGGCGGAAGUAAGUCGUAUCGCCGAGGCCUCAUCCUUCCAAUGGCGACUGCAAACAGGCUGAAUAGAAAGCGGGAGCAACCGUGGAGGGAGGUCAGCGCCGUGUAGCCGAAAAAUAAAUAAAUAUAUCACAUUCUCUAUAGCCAUAAAGUUUUCCCGGAAUCUGGUUCACCUCUCCAAAACGCGGCCGAUUCCAUGGCCAAAAAUCGGAACAUUUCGCUCCUUGAGUCGGAGCUCUAUUACUUGAUUUCUCGUUUCCUAACUACGGGUCCCUGUCAGAGAGCGGCUGAGGUCCUCGCCCGUGAACUAGAGGAACAUCAGCUCUUACCAGGAAGAUUGGACUGGCUGGGAAACGAGCACCCGAGAACAUAUGAAGAUGUGGUCGUGGCCAACAGACACAUAGCACCUGACCAUUUGCUCCGGAUAUGUAAACAAAUUGGACCACUCCUUGACAAAGAGGUGUCAUCAUGUGUCCCAGGUGUACACUCRCUGCUGGGGUCUGGAAAGCAGUCCAUGCUCAGAACUGCAAAAGACUGCGACAAUGUGCGGUUGAAAGCUUCGACAUAUGCAGCCCUUCACCGGGGCAGACCACCAGAGAGGCCUUUGAACAGCAAACAACUUCCACACCUGGUAAAGGUGUAUCGAGGGAGAGAGCUGACAGGAGUGCAGCGCUUCAGCUCCAUCAGUCCUGUUKGCAACUACGAGCACAUGCGUCUGCAUCGGCGUAUUCUGGGGCAUCUGUCUGCAGUGUACUGUAUCGCGUUUGAUAGAACCGGUCUUCGUAUCUUCACAGGCUCAGAUGAUUGUCUAGUGAAGAUCUGGUCUUCUUUUGAUGGAAGGCUUCAUUCAACGCUGAGAGGACAUGCUGCAGAGAUCACAGACUUGGCUGUCAACUAUGAGAACACACUAAUUGCUGCAGGAAGUUGUGACAAAACCAUCCGUGUGUGGUGCCUUCGUACCUGUGCCCCCGUGGCUGUGCUGCAAGGACACAGUGGAUCUAUUACCUCCCUACAGUUUUCACCGUUUGCCAAGGGCUCCAAACGUUACAUGCUGUCAACUGGAACAGAUGCCACAGUUUGUUUCUGGCAGUGGGAUGCCAACAACAUCAACUUUAGCGAUCGGCCACAUAAAUUUAUCGAACGGCCGAGGCCUGGAGUGCAGACUGUGUGCUCCUCAUUCAGUCCAGGUGGGAUGUUCUUAGCAACAGGAAGUACCGAUGAUGUCAUUAGGAUAUAUUAUUUGGGUAACGGGAGCCCGGAGAAGGUAUCGGAGCUCCACGAGCACACGGACAAAGUUGACAGCAUCCAGUUUUGUCACUCAGGUGAAAGGUUUGUUAGUGGAAGUCGGGAUGGAACUGCACGAAUCUGGAAGCUCCAUCAGCGGCAGAGGUGGAGGUGCAUCCUGCUCAACAUGUCUGCUACUCUUCCUGGUGCUGAACCAACGAGUGAAGAAGAAAGCUACUUUAAACCCAAAGUAACCAUGGUAGCGUGGGAUCGUCAUGACAAUACAGUCGUCACGGCUGUGAACAACCAUCUCCUCAAAGUGUGGAACUCCUACACGGGGCAGCUGCUACAUAUCCUCAAAGGCCACGAGGCUGAGGUGUUUGUCCUGGAGCCACACCCCUUUGAUCCCAGGAUCAUCCUGUCUGCUGGCCACGACGGGAACGUCUUUAUCUGGGAUCUGCAGCGAGGGACGAACACGCAGCAUUACUUCAACAUGAUUGAAGGUCAGGGUCACGGAGCCGUGUUUGACUGCAAAUUCACUCCUGAUGGUCAUCGUUUUGCCUGCACAGACUCUCAUGGCCAUCUGCUCAUCUUCGGCUUCGGCAGCUCCAAGCCUUACGAAAAGCUUCCAGACCAGGUGUUUUUCCACACAGACUACAGGCCGCUCAUUCGGGAUGCCAACGGCUUUGUGUUGGAUGAGCAGACGCAGCAGGCCCCCCAUCUCAUGCCCCCGCCCUUCCUGGUAGAUGUCGAUGGGAACCCCCAUCCACCGAGAUACCAGCGUCUUGUCCCUGGAAGGGAGAACAUUGCUGCUGAGCACCUGGUUCCUCAGUUGGGAUAUGUAGCCACCAGUGAUGGYGAGGUGGUGGAGCAGGUCAUCAGCCAGCAGACUGCAGAACACGAGGAGGUCACGGUGAGACGCAGCAGCCUUCUGGACGAGGCCAUCCGACAACUCCAGGAGCAACAGGACCGACGGAGCCAGCCUCAGGCAGAAGCAACGAGGGGGUCCAGAGCUGGAGCAGAAGGACACGCUGAAGCCCACGGCCUGGUGUCGGCACCAGCACCAAGUACACCUCGCAGAGUGUCUGUAAAUGACCGAGCAGAUGUGCAGUCCCCUCCUAACGUGGGUCUGCGUCGCAGCGGACAAGUAGAGGGCGUGAGGCAAAUGCAUCAAAACGCUCCUCGCAGCCAGAUGGCCACUGAGAGGGACCUGCAGGCCUGGAGACGCAGAGUGGUGGUUCCUGAACUGGCAYCCAGCAGCUAUAGGAACCAGGAGGACAUUCGAAUAGUCCAAGGAGAUGAGGAGGUUCUUCUGUACAACACAAAGAAGAGACGUAUUUUCUACAGCUGCCGGGAUGAUUCCGAUGAAGAGCCCCCCACUGCAAAGCGAUCCCACGGCCGCAGAGGUUCACCAGAACUGAUUGAAUUCUCGUGUGAGGAGGGAGAGGAAACUGCCAGUUCCGAGGCGCACUCUGAGGAAAAUGAACUGGAUGGAAGUGAACUGGACACCUCUAAUGAUGAGGAGGAGUGGAACAGCGACACCUCAAGUCACACAUCCAGCGAGUACUCCGACUGGACAGCAGAUGCCGGCAUAAACCUGCAGCCCUCCACGCCCUUGUCGUCGCGUAAACGAGCGAGGCACACAAUCAGCAGCUCUGAGGAGGAGGAGGA